Messenger RNA from Mus caroli (Ryukyu mouse), 3733 nucleotides. It is a transcript of the gene Arsj, whose product is annotated as arylsulfatase family member J. Gene Ontology annotation, molecular function: sulfuric ester hydrolase activity. The record is from RefSeq and is a predicted model, not a curated record. NCBI's taxonomy places the organism in Eukaryota, Metazoa, Chordata, Mammalia, Rodentia, Muridae.
AGAAAGGAGGGCGGAGAGCCAGCGCCUCCCCGGCCUGGGCCCGCCCUCAACCAGCAAGCAUGGAUCUCCGGCUGCGACUGCCUGGCGAGCAGAGGAGGAAAGCACAGAUGGCUAGAACUAAGUCAGCCACCCAAGGGCACGCUGGAGCAGCUGCAGCACCCACAGGGGACACGUGCGCUCUGCGAUCGCCGCCCAGGACUCUGUGAAUGUCCCCAAGCGCUGCGGGGUAGAGAAGGAAUUGCUGAAGAGGAGGCUGGCUGGGGCAGGAUCCUUUCUCACUUCAGGGGCCCGGAGAGGGGUCAAGAAGAUUGACAAACGCUCAGCGGAAAAUGGGGAACUAGCCUUGAAAAGGUAGGAGAAGCGGCCAGCAGGAAGAAGGUCCCCUCGGCUCAGCCUGUCAUUCAUCCAUAAGCAAGGGGUUCCUCGGGGCAACUUGGCAAGGCUUCCCGGGUGCCUGGAACGCUGGACCGAUGUCAGUCCCACCACGCCUGGUGCCUGCCUGCGCAUGGACACAGUCCUGCUCCCCAAAGAUGUGGAGGAUGAUAUGACUGCCAGACGUCCCUGUCCUGUGUGGCUCUCAGUCCCUUUCUUGUCCUUUAUUAUUUUUAUUAUCUCUUCGUGAGAACUUUUGGGUGAAGAUAAUAACUUUUUUUUUUUUAUCUUUUCUGCAAGCUGCCGGGUGAUGUUAGGAGGUAAAAGAAAAAUUGAAAAGUAAGGAACUGCAAGUCAAUGAAGAGGACAUCUGCUCCCUUCUAGUUUUUUCCAGCGUUCGUGAGUUAAACAGUUACCUCCAGAGGAUUGAAGUUGUGGGAAUUGGUGGCAUCUGGGGAAUAGAGCAGGAUUCCCUCACAGCCUUCCUUCAGCUGUCUCUACCCCUUCGCAUGUAUGAGUGGACCAGCAGCAGCAAAGGGGACAGGGUUCUGCUUGUGGAGUCUCCGCUGGGACCAGAGUGAAUGGCCCCCAGGGACAGUGCGGAGCCUCUGCCUCCGCUGUCUCCACAGGCCUGGAUCUGGUCUGGAAAGAUCUUAGCGAUGGGUGCCCUGGCAGGCUUCUGGGUCCUCAGCCUGCUCACCUAUGGCUACCUGUGCUGGGGCCAGGACUUAGAAGAGGAGGGAGCCCUAAGAGCUCAAGUUGAUGAGAGACCUGAAGCAGGCACAGCAGGCACCUCCCAGCCCCAUCUCAUUUUUAUCUUAGCUGAUGAUCAGGGAUUUAGAGAUGUGGGUUACCACGGAUCUGAGAUAAAGACGCCCACCCUUGAUAAACUCGCUGCAGAAGGAGUUAAGCUAGAGAACUACUAUGUCCAGCCUAUUUGCACACCAUCCAGGAGCCAGUUUAUUACCGGAAAGUAUCAGAUACACACGGGACUUCAGCAUUCCAUCAUUAGACCUACCCAACCCAACUGUCUACCUCUGGACAACGCAACCCUACCUCAGAAGCUAAAGGAGGUCGGCUAUUCAACCCAUAUGGUUGGGAAGUGGCACUUGGGAUUUUACAGAAAAGACUGCAUGCCCACCAAGAGAGGAUUUGAUACCUUUUUUGGCUCUCUUUUGGGAAGUGGUGAUUAUUAUACACACUACAAAUGUGACAGUCCUGGGGUGUGUGGCUAUGACUUGUACGAAAACGACAAUGCAGCUUGGGACUAUGACAAUGGCAUCUAUUCUACACAGAUGUACACGCAGAGAGUGCAGCAAAUCUUAGCCACCCAUGAUCCCACAAAACCUCUAUUUUUAUACGUGGCUUACCAAGCUGUCCACUCACCACUGCAAGCCCCUGGUAGAUACUUUGAACACUACCGAUCCAUUAUCAACAUAAACAGGAGGAGGUACGCAGCCAUGCUCUCCUGCUUGGAUGAAGCAAUCCACAAUGUGACCCUGGCCCUAAAGAGGUAUGGUUUCUAUAACAAUAGCAUUAUCAUUUACUCCUCAGAUAAUGGUGGGCAGCCCACAGCAGGAGGAAGUAACUGGCCACUAAGAGGCAGCAAAGGAACAUAUUGGGAAGGAGGCAUCCGGGCAAUUGGCUUUGUGCAUAGCCCACUUCUAAAAAACAAGGGAACGGUAUGUAAGGAACUUGUGCACAUCACCGAUUGGUACCCAACCUUGAUUUCACUGGCUGAAGGACAGAUUGAUGAAGACAUUCAGCUAGAUGGAUACGAUAUCUGGGAGACCAUAAGCGAAGGUCUUCGUUCACCUCGAGUGGAUAUUUUGCACAACAUUGACCCCAUAUACACCAAGGCGAAAAAUGGCUCCUGGGCAGCAGGCUAUGGAAUCUGGAACACCGCAAUCCAGUCGGCCAUCCGGGUACAACACUGGAAACUGCUCACAGGCAAUCCUGGCUACAGUGACUGGGUCCCCCCUCAGGCUUUCAGCAAUCUGGGCCCAAACCGGUGGCACAAUGAAAGGAUUACCUUGUCAACUGGCAAGAGUAUCUGGCUUUUCAACAUCACGGCUGAUCCGUAUGAGAGAGUGGACCUAUCCAGCAGGUAUCCAGGCAUCGUGAAGAAGCUGCUGCGGAGACUGUCACAAUUCAACAAGACUGCCGUGCCUGUCAGGUACCCCCCGAAGGAUCCCAGAAGCAACCCUAGGCUCAACGGAGGAGUCUGGGGUCCAUGGUAUAAAGAGGAAAACAAGAAAAAGAAGUCAAACAAAACCAAGGCUAACAAAAUGCAAAAGAAAAAAAGUAAGGCGAGGAUGAGGAAGCAGCUGGCAGCUCGUUCCUCAACAAAAUGCCACCCAAGUGUUGCCAUUGGCUAAAUGCAAAACUUUCUGCCUUGGCUAAACUUAUACUGCCUGGUUUCUAGGUAAUUCAAAGAAAUUGGCUCAGAAAUACCUCGGCCAACCGCCUCGGGCUUGUUUUCACAUUGCUCUGUGCCAGCGACUUCUGGUACCUGGCUACCACAUGGACAAAACUACCCUCCUGGGUGCCAAAGGCUAUGCUUCUGCAGGCCACACAGGGAGGAGGACGCAGUUAUUUAUUUAUCCCUAGUCUGUGUAAACCGUGAUGAAUCAUGAGUGAGUUGGCCAAACAGAAUGCUUUGAAUCCCUUGAAUCACGAGAGGAACUGUGACCCACCGUGUACUUGAGUGCAGGGUAAUUACAGGGUAACAUGAUAAAGAGAUGACUUUUGAUGCCGUCAGAGGUUGUAUCCUCUCAAAGGUCUAAAAACUGUACUUUUAAAUGAAAAAAAAAAAAAAAAGAAAGUAUGUAUCACAUGAAACUUGGGCUUUUAAGCUAAUUCUAUUUUGUAUUGCUGUCGCCUGUUCUCUGAGGAAAAGCUGCUUCUCUUCGCGGACAGCUUGUAUCUCAUCUUAUCCUGCUUAAAGAAACGGCAGAUCAUGUCUGAACAUUGCCAGAAAUGAAUGUAACUACGUCCCAAACACUUUGAUAGAACAAGAAUUUCAAUAUAAAGUGCCUAAUUUAUUUCUCAAAAGAGUUACACAAGUGAUUUUAAUUAUUUUAUUUUUAGGUUCUACGUUAGAAUUUUAUUUCAAUUCUUUAAGGUGACUAAGCACUGUAAUACCAUAAGUUACUGUAAAAUUUAUUUUUGUUCAUAAAAUAUAAGGGGAAACUCAUUCAAAAAAAUUACAGCCAUCAUAUUUUACCAUUAUUUAGAUGUUAGAAGAUGAAUAUAUUUUUUAAAUUUUGUAAAUUUGUUGCUAUACAGAGUUGAUUUGACUUUACUGUCUCCAACAUAAACUAUUUAUGUAUAUUAAUUAUUAAAGUGAUUUAUUUUAUGG